GCAGAAUUCAAUCCGGGUUGUAGUUAUGGCUUCAAAAAAAAGGAAGUUACCGGAAGAAAACAGAAUGUUUAAUGAUUCAUGGACAGAUAAGUAUUUUUUUAUCAAUUAUAAUGGAAAACCACUAUGCUUAAUAUGCCAAAAAACGAUUACUAUUCAAAAAGAAUAUAACGUCAAACGCCACUACGAUACUGAGCAUAAAACCAAGUUUGCAUGUCUUGUGGGUGAUGGACGAAAAAUCAAAAUCAAUUCACUCAAAUCUUCAAUGAAGAACCAACAAAACGUUUUUAAGGUUCAAAUUCAAAAUAACGAGUCGAAUGUACGUGCGAGCAUAAGGGUAGCGGAAAUACUCGCAAAGUCUGGGCGACCGUUUUCCGACAGUGAACUUAUCAAACAAUGUGCCAUAGUUAUGGCUGAGGAGGUGUGCCCAGAUCAAAAAAAGAAAUUUGAAAAUAUAAGUUUAUCUGCCAGAACGUGUACCCGGCGCACUGAAGAUUUGGGUGAUAAUUUAUGCGAGCAACUUCGAGAAAAGGCACAAUUAUUUGAAUGGUUCUCAAUAGCUACCGAUGAAAGUACUGACGUUUCAGAUACUGCCCAGCUCCUAAUAUUCGUUCGUGGAAUCGAUGAGAACUUCAAUGUAUGUGAGGAACUUUUACAGUUAUGUAGUUUGAAAGGAACGACUACAGAAGAAGAUCUUUUUCGUCAAUUAGAACAAGCGUUAGUAUCAAUGCAAUUACCAUGGAAAAAAUUGGUAAGUGUAACAACUGACGGAGGCAGAAACAUGAGUGGACAAAACAAGGGCCUGGUUGGUAGAAUAAAAACCAAAAUGACAGAGAUAGAAUGCGAUAUCCCAUUAUUUUUUCAUUGCAUCAUCCACCAGGAAGCUUUAUGUUGCAAAGUUCUAGCAUGGCAAGAAAUAAUGAACGUCGUCAUAUCCACUGUGAACUACAUCAGAAAAAAUGGAUUGACACAUCGCCAAUUUCAACAGUUUCUUUCAGAUAUGGAAGCAGAUCACCGAGAUGUCCUGUAUUAUUCUGAAGUGAGAUGGUUAAGCAGAGGCGCAGUACUGAAAAGAUUUUUUGAUCUCAGAAAAGAAAUCAACACUUUCAUGGAUGAAAAAGGUAAAUCUGUUCCAGAACUCACAGAUCCUCAGUGGUUAAUAGACCUUGGAUUUUUGACAGAUUUAACAAAUGAGUUGAAUACGCUGAAUGUAAGGCUUCAAGGAAAAAACAAAUUAAUAUCUGAUAUGCACACAGAUGUAAAAGCAUUUCAAAUGAAAAACAAGCUGUUCAUAACACAUAUCAACGAAAAGAAGUUGGAUCAUUUUCCGAACUGCAAGAAGGCUGUGGAGGAAGCUGGAAUGCAUUUCAACUGGAAAUGCGAUAAAAUGAAGAGCAUUUUAAUACAGCUACAAAAUCAAUUCAGCGACAGAUUUGGUGAUUUCGAGGAAUUGUCUGGCAAACUGAAGGUGUUCACAAACCCUUUUUCUUGUGAUAUUGAGGAUGUUCCCAGUCAUUUACAAAUGAACGUGAUUGAUCUCCAAUCUAAUGACACUCUGAAAAACUCUUUCCAUGAAAUGAAAGAUCUUGUUAAAUUUUAUGGCAGUUUGCCAUCUGAUUUUGACGAAUUGAAAAGAUUUGCUCUGCAAUUGAUUACAUUUUUUGGUAGUACUUACUUAUGCGAACAAACCUUUUCGAUUCUUAAUUACAGGAAAAAUAAAUAUGCUUCUCGUCUCACAGAUGAGCAUUUGAGAGCUAUUCUACGGAUUGCAACUACAAACCUGAAAGCUAACAUACAACAAAUAGCCACUCAAAUACAGCCUCAAACGUCACACUAA
Messenger RNA from Phaedon cochleariae (mustard beetle), 1834 nucleotides. The record is from the annotation of a GenBank genome assembly. NCBI's taxonomy places the organism in Eukaryota, Metazoa, Arthropoda, Insecta, Coleoptera, Chrysomelidae.